AUGGCCGAGGAAAUCGACUAUGAGGCGCUAGGGUCCAAGGCUGGUCUCGGGGUCAACAUGCUAGCUGGAGCACUGGCUGGCAUUACGGAGCAUGCAGUUAUGUUCCCCAUAGACACCAUGAAGACGCGUAUGCAAGUCUUUGCAACGUCCCCAGCAGCGGUGUACACUGGCAUAGGCAAUGCGUUCACGCGAAUAUCAUCUACUGAGGGCAUGCGGGCAUUGUGGAGGGGCGUUUCUUCGGUCAUUCUGGGUGCCGGCCCAGCUCAUGCUGUUCACUUCGGAAUGUAUGAGGCCAUUAAGGAGCUGGCGGGGGGCAACGACGAGGCGAAAAACCAGUGGCUGGCGACAUCAUUUGCCGGUGCUUCGGCUACGAUGGCCAGUGAUGCCCUCAUGAACCCAUUCGAUGUGAUUAAGCAGCGAAUGCAAGUUCACGACUCACAAUUUCGUUCCGUGUUCACUGCCAUGAAAACCAUCUACCGGUCCGAGGGUCUAUCUGCGUUCUACGUCUCAUACCCGACGACUUUGACAAUGUCUGUUCCAUUCACGGCGAUCCAGUUCACAGUGUACGAACAGAUCAAAAAGAUGCUCAAUCCUUCCAACCAGUACUCUCCGGUGACCCAUAUGAUUGCCGGUGGACUUGCCGGUGGUGUCGCUGCUGGGGCGACAACGCCAUUGGAUGUCGCAAAGACGUUGCUCCAGACACGAGGAUCGUCGAAAGACCCAGAAAUCCGGAGAGUUGGUGGCAUGGUCGACGCUUUCCGGAUUAUCUUGAAGAGGGACGGGCUUAAAGGCUUUAGCCGGGGUUUUACUCCACGAGUUUUGGCGCAUAUGCCGAGCAACGCAUUAUGCUGGCUGUCAUAUGAGUUCUUCAAGGUCGCUAUGCGGGAGUGA
Messenger RNA from Coniophora puteana RWD-64-598 SS2, 891 nucleotides. RefSeq names its product mitochondrial carrier. NCBI's taxonomy places the organism in Eukaryota, Fungi, Basidiomycota, Agaricomycetes, Boletales, Coniophoraceae. Gene Ontology annotation, cellular component: mitochondrial membrane. Gene Ontology annotation, molecular function: ferrous iron transmembrane transporter activity. Bases 1 to 891 code for a protein of 296 amino acids. Gene Ontology annotation, biological process: iron import into the mitochondrion. The transcript has 7 exons. The record is from RefSeq and is a predicted model, not a curated record.